Molecule: messenger RNA, 1087 nt
Organism: Oppiella nova
Lineage: Eukaryota; Metazoa; Arthropoda; Arachnida; Sarcoptiformes; Oppiidae
Source: the annotation of a GenBank genome assembly
AUGAAAUUGUUGAUUAACAGUAACACAAUGUGUUUUCGAUGUGUCUCUCGUCUUACCACUACUUAUUCUACAGUUUAUUAUUCAUUACUUGUGGUCUAUUUGAUUUGUGUAAUUCAAUCAAAUGCAAACCAUUGCAGCUCAUCCCGUAUACGUUGGACUCGAGAUAAUAGACGUCAACACAAUUAAUGAUGCUGAAAAUUAUUUUUCACUGCAACUGUAUUUAUUUGAAGUGUGGAAAGACAGUCGGAUUAAUACGAGUCUAUUGGAAGACACAUCCAUUUCCGUUCCCCAAGAAUACACGUCAUGUCUUUGGACGCCUUCAUUAGUAUUCGAUGGCAGCACUCAGAAGGAGACAAUUCUUCAGCCAAACUCUGUCAUCAAAAUUCAGAAAAACAAUAUCUUAAUAAGAAAGUCAAGGCAUUCAUUUAAAGUCAGUUGUCAUAUGAACUUGCAAAAUUAUCCAAUGGACAGGCAUAUAUGUCAUUACAAUAUUCGCACCUGUAGUUUCAGAGCCCAUAGAAAGAACAACUCGAGUCCGAUUGACUUUUUCGAUUCCCACCAAAACAAGAGUGUUAUCUAUAAGAAUGAAUUCACGCCAUCAUUAUUUGACAUAAAGAUUGGCAAUUAUGACAGAAAUAUAAUCAAAUGGUUUAACGAGAACUAUACGGUUUUGGACCUGGAGUUCAUAUUCGAGAGAACCAUAACUGCAAAUGUAUUAACGGUUUACAUUCCCAGCUCUUUGGUGGUCACCCUUUCGUGGAUACAAUUCUGGUUCGAUGUCGAAGCGGUUCCCGGAAGAAUGUCUUUGGGAAUCAUGUCGACCCUCACUAUAAUGACACAAAUCCUGACAAAUUACGAGAAGGCGGCCAAUCAUGUGACAGCUGUAGAUAUCUGGCUCCUGGUCUGUCUUAUUAUGGUAUUCCUGGCACUCAUGGAGUAUGCAUUCGCGUACACUAUAUCUCAUUACUACGACAUCGACGGUAAUCUCAAGGCUAAGAACUCAUUCAAGAAGAAUAUGAGUUUAAUAUUACGUGAAUUUCGCUCAAAUAAACUCAAAUCCAAUUUGAGUCAAAAAGCCGUCGAAGAA